Messenger RNA from Pterocles gutturalis (yellow-throated sandgrouse), 1890 nucleotides. RefSeq names its product tudor domain containing 5 (gene TDRD5). The transcript has 8 exons. Gene Ontology annotation, biological process: spermatogenesis. Bases 1 to 1890 code for a protein of 629 amino acids. Lineage: Eukaryota; Metazoa; Chordata; Aves; Pterocliformes; Pteroclidae. The record is from RefSeq and is a predicted model, not a curated record.
AUGUCAAAGCGGGCGCAGCGUAUGGAGAUGCUGAAGAAAGAGGUGAGAUCGCUGCUAAUGGCUGCCAAAGAGGGCUUAACCCCAGCACAGCUGGAGCAGGACUAUGUGGCCAUGAUCGGCAAACCUCUCCCUCUACAUGACCUGGGCUUCCAAUCCACCAUGGAGCUGGUGGCAGAUAUGCCUGAAGUCGUUAGAGUCUGUCCUUACGAGAAAGGCACUCUUGUCCUCAAAGCCAUUGCAGAUGAGACCACUAAAACGAUUGCCAAACUGGUUGCCAGACAGAAAAGUAGUGGUAAGGCAUGGAAGAGUGCAGCUGCAAGGGGAGAUGCUGUUUCUCCCUCUAAGAAUCCACAGAGUUUCCCUCGGGGAAGCAGGGCUCCCAUCCUGCCAGCGGUGGUGAAGGCUGAGCUGCAGGAUCUUCUGAGUUCCUCACCACUUCUGCUCUUGGACUUUGAUAAGGCCUUCUUCAGACGCUUUGGCCGGGCAUUCCAGUACACGCAAUAUGGAUUUUCCUCCAUGUUUGAAGUCCUCAGAAGCGUGUCUGAUAUCAUUGUGGUUGAGCAGACAAGACUGGGUUCCUUGCUGGCACUGAAGAAGCGUCUGGUAGGUGAGAUAGAGAAGGAAGAGAUGCCGCAAGGUGGGGCGAAGGAAGAGAUGCCGCAAGGUGGGGCGAAGGAAGGGAUGCCGCAAGGUGGGGCGAAGGAAGGGAUGCCGCAAGGCGAGGCGAAGGGAGGGUUGCCGCCAAGCACAGAGAGAAGGAAGGGAUGCCGCAAGGAGAGGCGAAGGAAGGGAUGCCGCAAGGAGAGGCGAAGGAAGGGAUGCCGCAAGGAGAGGCGAAGGAAGGGAUGCCGCAAGGAGAGGCGAAGGAAGGGAUGCCGCAAGCCUCAAGAUUUGGAGCAGUCCCUACUAGACAAGUUGAUUGUAACUCCAGAAAUCCCCUCGGAUGCUGUUCAGGACAGAAGCCUUUGCAGUUUACCACCACUGGAGAGAAGGUGCUUGGUGGGAGUCUUUGUGGAAUUUGUUGUCUCUCCUAGCCAGUUCUACAUCCACGUCUGCAGCAGUGAAACAUCUGAUAAACUGCAGGAUAUGAUGAUUGAGAUGAGAAACUGUUACUCAUAUAAACUUGUCUCUGAUCGAUAUAUCAUGCCUGAGUCUGCACUGCAGCCUGGACAGCUCUGCUGUGUAAUGGUCAUGAAAUGGUGGUAUCGUGUUAUCAUCCACCGUGUGAUCAAUGACCAAGAAGUAGAGGUGUUCUACGCAGAUUACGGAAACCUUGAAAUUGUCCAAAGGUCUUGUCUGAGAUUCCUCAAGUGGUGCUACUUGAAGCUCCCUGCUCAGGCCAUCCCAUGUUCCUUAGCAUGGGUAAAACCCGUGAAGGGUACGUGGUCCAAUGCAGCAACUCUCCUGUUCAAGAGCCUGUGUGCCUCCAAGCUGCUUGUGGGCAUCGUGGAUGAAUACGUGAACAGCGUUUUGCAUCUCUUCUUGUGUGACACAUCCACUGCGAAGGACGUCUACUUUCACAACGUCUUGAAAGAUGGGGGAUACGCGGACCUCUGCAGAGAGAACAUUCCUUCUCAGGGAUUCAUGGAACUGAAUCCCUCGGCUUUGUAUGUUAGGCCCAGUGGAAACCAGGAGAAUGCUGAGCUGGUGAAGCCAGACCUUUGCUUGCAGCAGGGAUCUCCAGAUGCACAUAGUGAAGAGAAAAUGAAGAACAAAGACCUUCCCAGGAGCCUUGCAGUUGGUCUGUGCAGUGCCAGUGGGCUGUCUGACCAAGGGCCAUCUCAGAAACUGUAUGUUCCUCGUACCAUGCUGUCUGCGGUGUUGGCAUCCGCACGCUUAGCCACUCCCAGGGAUUGCUUCCAGUGGCUCCCCAGCCUGAGAAAGGUGUGA